GAACAAGUGUUCUGCUAAAAUGCAUAUGAAAUAUUGUUACUUAAUUUCAAAAUGGUUUCAUCCUAAUUUUUUGAAACCAUAAAAUAUAAUUGUGAAUAUAGUUUAGAUUCAAAAACAUGUAACAUAUGACUAACACCGCUGCCACCACCACUGCCCUCAUCCACAACUCUCCACCACCACUAACCUCUAGCACCACCACCACCCCAACUAUUGCCACCCCACCUCAAAAAGAGUUAUACACUUAUACUCACUUCAAUGAUCUCUUCGCCUAAAAAAGAAUUAGUCUCGGACUAUCGGCUAAGCCGGGGCAAACCUAAAGUUCAGCGCGAAGGAGACCGCAUUCAACAUAAGAGUUAAAACUGAUAUCUUCGCCUGUGUUUAAUUAAUAUUGUCAUUGAUCAGAUCGGAAAAUGGAGGAGGGAGCAUCAUCAUCAGCAUCAUCAUCAUCAUCAUCAACCCCAAACCCAAAAGGGUACGCGUGGGCAGUUUCCGCCGGAUUCAAUGCCGCUCUUGCUGCCAUUUCCGUCAAGCUCCCUCUUCACCAGUUUGUUAGGUACGGGCUUGUGUUACUGUUCAACGUCACCAUGUGGGGUUGUUAUGUUAACAGUCUCAAAGCUCUCUCUUCUCUUCAAGCAACUGUCACCAAUUUCGCUACCAAUUUCAUUUCUUCUGGUUUAGCUGGUUUCUUCUUCUUUCGUGAACCACUCUCUUUCCAGUGGUUUGCAGGUGCCCUACUCAUAAUAAUUGGUGUGGUAAUACUUAGCAACUCAAGCAUUAAAAAGAAGGUUAACACUGAUUAAGUGUUAUGGUUCAGCGUGGUACCUUUCAGGCUCAGCUUGUUAAAGACAGAGGCUAGCAUCUGCAACUAGAAGUAUAUUUUGAACAAGAAUUUGGAAUAUCAGGAACUGUCAAGUUUGAUCAUUUGCAGGGUAUAUCACCUCACUGAAACACACACGGCACAAGUUGUGUCUUUGCAUUUGCCAAAUAUAACUCUUGUUAUAUUUCUCAUUCAAGUUGUUAUUAGCCAAAAGCACCUUUUAGUUGCA
This is a messenger RNA of Lotus japonicus, 1046 nucleotides long. RefSeq lists its product as uncharacterized. The record is from RefSeq and is a predicted model, not a curated record. Lineage: Eukaryota; Viridiplantae; Streptophyta; Magnoliopsida; Fabales; Fabaceae. Bases 411 to 800 code for a protein of 129 amino acids. The transcript has 3 exons.